Phascolarctos cinereus (koala) is the source of this 1492-nucleotide messenger RNA. The record is from RefSeq and is a predicted model, not a curated record. Lineage: Eukaryota; Metazoa; Chordata; Mammalia; Diprotodontia; Phascolarctidae.
CACACACAAAACCAAGCUUGUAAUAAAUAUGCCUAGUCAAGCAAGACAAAUUUCCCCACAGGCUAGAAAUGUCUCAUUCAGCACAGUGAGUUCCUUUCCUCUCAGUCAAGAGGUAGGCAGUAUUCUUCCAAACGGGUCCUUAGAAAUCUGUUGGUUAUUGUGUUGAUCAGAGUUCUUAAGUUGCUUUUUGUUAUUACAGAGUCAAGUUAUAGUAUAAAUGGCUCUCCUCAUCCUGCUCUCUUUACUCUCCAUCAGUUCAUACCAGUUCUCCAAGGUUUCUCUGAAACCAGGCCCUUCCUUGCUCCUUAUGGCACAAUAGCAUUCAGUGAUGAGAAGCAGAACAAAAGAGGUCUUCAAAGAAGGGAAAAAAAAGUCAAGGAAUGGAAAUUUUGAAGCUAAGAUAGAAUCUUUGAUUUAGAACUGCAAGGAAUGGUAGAGACCAUCCAGUGCAACCCCUUCAUUUUACAAAUAAGGAAACUGAGGCCCUGAGAGGUUAAGUCACUCAGAUAAAAUGUCAGGGCUGGGAUUUGAACCAAGAUCCUUCAACCCCCAAAACAGAAUCCUUUCUACUGCACCAUACUACUUCAGGAGAAUCUCUGUCAUUUGCAGCAAUAUUCUAUUCACUGAGUGCUCAGAAGGAUAUCUAAGCUGACUUUUCCCCUCAUCCUUCUAUAGUUGUUAGGAUGGAAGGAGCUACCAGCUGUCAAGCUACUGCUGUCUGCUGAUCUAAAGUUGUUUGAUCAAGAACUUGCCUUUUUUGAUGUGGACAAGGACUUUGUGCAGGAUAUUUUGAAGGUACUGACUUCCCCCAAGCUUCAGGCUUGGUGUCUUCUUGUGGACUUGACUGUGGUUCUCCCCUCCUUUCACCUUCUCAAACCUCACCUCACCUCACCUCACCUUCCUACUGAUCCCCUUCCUCUGUCCCUGGCAGGAGCUGGCGCAGCCAAUAGAUGGAUAUGAUAUACUGAAGAAAAUCUCUCAGCUGUUCAGUGGUAUCUCAGGCCAGUGGACUCAGGCCCUGGGGUUGGUAGAACUUUGGUACGUCAUCCCUACCUCCAUGGGACUGCCCUUGGAAUACAGUUUCUAUGCUACUGCCCUAACACAUCUUUCAGCUAAUGUGGAUGCCAAAGUAGCCUUUCCUCUGUCUGACGAUUCUGUAACUCCUCAGUCAUCCAGCCCUGUAGUUCAAAUGCUUGCUGACAUCAAACCACGCAUGUACUGGUACUCUGUGGCAGCGAUGACCACCAACACCCCUGUCUUCCAGUCUGGCAUUGAGCUCCAGGCAAAGCUCCAGGCAGCACACCCAACAAAACUGGACAUGAAGUUGGACCUAAAAGAGAAAAACUUUAAGUGUGAAACCUUCCCAUGGCGCCAAGAGACUGAGCUGCUGAUGGCCAGGUAUGCUAGUCAUCAACAUCUUCCCCCAAACUCCUUCUUGAGGGAACAGAACAGCAAUGACAAGGCUGGGACUCAGCUGGAACUCUCAAAUUAG